CCUGAGACGGGUUCGCUUCUCCCAAACAUAUAAGCGCGAGCACACGGUGAAGGCUCAGAAACACCGCGUGAAGAAGGAGAUUAUAAAGGAGCUUCCGCUGGACUAUAUUCUGAGAACCCGAGGGAAACACUGCUGCUGAUUAACACAACUUCUACAACUUUAAAGCUACCUGAACUCCGGAGAGCCAUGCUGAACCUCUGCCUCGUGCUGCUUUUAUCCGCCUCCGUGUUCUCAGAGUCGGUGAGGGAGACGGAGACCUGGAUGCCCAUGAAGACGACACAGACGGCCGCCAUGUCCACGCACGUGGAGUCGUCGGGAGACUCGCCCAACGGCUCCGACUUCGACUUCACGGGCGACGACAGCGAAGACGAUCGGCACAACCUGAACGGCGGCGAGGGCGAUGAUGAUGAUGAUGAUGAUGAUUACUACGAUGACGACGAGGACGAGUUCUCCGGCUCUGGUGAUGGAGCAACAACAGCAACACCUGCAGGAGAUUCCAAGCCUUCAGAAAAGCCUGAUGUGAACGACAACAAGAUCCCAGAGGUGGUGCGGCCCACCGUUAACGAGGUGGACAUCGUGCGGAACAGCAACGAGAUCCCGCGGCCGGGUAACGAGCUCAAGUCCGAGCCCGCCGUUGAUUUCCCGUCCAACGUCCUGAUGGCCCACGCCAGCGACGACAGCAUCUUCAACAAGACGGAGGUCCUCGCAGCUCUGAUCGCGGGCGGCGCCGUGGGCCUGAUGCUCGCCGUCCUCUUCAUCCUCCUCCUCAUCUACCGCAUGAAGAAGAAGGACGAGGGCAGCUAUGAAUUGGGGAAGAAGCCCAUCUACAAGAAAGCCCCGACCACAGAGAUCUACGCAUAAACUCUGACCUCCACACACACACACACACACACACACACACACACACACUGUGCCUCAUCAUCAUACCCCCCCCACUUCCUCCUCAUCUGCUCGACUCAGGAGGGAAGCCCCGACAACUCAAUCGAUUGACUGACUCCUCCUCCCUGAUGUUUGCUAAUAUUGGUGCUGCUCUCUUAACCAAUCAGAGGCUUUGUUGGCCCUUUCGUCCCGGAGGAAAGGAGCGACAGGAGUGGACGAUUUCAGCCGCGGCACACGGUGAUCAUUUCAUGAUUUGUCAGAGGAGAAAUCAGACCACAGAACUCAGGAGGAUAAAGGUCCCCCCCCCCCUCCCGUUAAAACACUAACACUGUGCAAUGAUUCUCCGUAUGGUACAAACUAACAGCCGGUUAUUUAUUUCCCCCCCUCUCUGGGUGACUCUCCCUGGACUGCAGCUUCUCACAUGUUACUGUAGCAAAGGAUUUUUAUUUGAACCUUGUUGAGUUUUUUAAAGACCUCCUUGUAAUGCAGAGAGAUUUCAGAAAUGUCUUUUUUUUCUAUUAAAGAUCCCGUCAUGAUGGGAAAGAACUGAGCUGACGUUCAAACUCGUUUGUUUUUUAGAAGACAUGCAUCACUGCGCAGUUUGUUAUUUUUAACCUCCGAUUACAGCGAGAGGAGAGACAGUCAAACCAGGGUCACAAAAUAUUUUUGCACAACUUACUAACCAACUUCCUGUUGUGUACGCUUUUAGCUCAUUAAAACAACCUAAAGAUAGACUUUUAAAAUGAUUUCAACCUUCAGGCAUGUUGAGUAUUUCCUCAGUCUGGUACGUCGCGCCUGAUAAGAAAAGCUAGACUAAUCCGGGAGAAGGAAUGAGCAAAAAACAAUCACACUUAUAAAUGUUUUGCAGUGUUUGAGAGGACCACAACUUGUUGCCCAACCCUUGGUCCUCAUGAGUAAGCAAAACAAACUCUGUACUUUUUAAAAGCCUUUUUACCAUUUAAAAUAAUAACCGCCGGGUUUGUUUUUCUGUCAUUAUGGUGAACUCGACUGGACAUGCUCCUACAGGGUGACACACCUACAUUCCACACACACACACACACACACACACACAGCUCAGUCAUGUGUCGACUGAAGCUGCUGACCUUCGUUCACAGUGAAGUUCAAAGUAAACGUUUCAUUACGGGCCGUCGCUGUAUGAGUUGCUUAAACGGAGGGAAACUGCUAGCAUGGUUGCGUUCAAAUAUCUCAGAGUUAAAGUUACGGCACGCUGACAAUACACCGUUAAAUCCAAUCCCCUUAGGGCGAAUUAUAUCACCUGGAUAAUCAGUUUAUUAUGAAGCAGAAAUAGACUUCACAUGGCAGGUUUACAAAUGUAGUGACCUGGCUGUAAUCAUUCUUAAACACUAUCUUGUUAAAUGCGUAAAACACAAAUCAGCGUUUAUACAAAAGGUUAAAGUUCUAAACUGUAUCUGGAAGCUUCCAGCUAAGAUACGAGCUGCUUAAAAUGCAGAGUAUCCUUUAACCCUCUGUUUCUGAUAAAUCAUGUUAUUCAGGGACCUUUUAAAGAUAGCUAUUGGAUGGAUUUUUGUUACUGUUUUGUUCAGCGGUUUCCCUCCGUUUCUAGCCUUUGUGCUAAGCUACACUAAUCGGCCAAAAUGGCAAACAUUCCUCUAGCUACAUGCCGUUUAUACAUAACUUUUAAAAACGGUAAUAUACCGUUAGCUGUUGUCCAGUGAAAAGACGUGUUAUGCUCGGAGAAACUGGUAGUUUUGGUACUUUGUUUUUACACCAUGGGUUUUGAUGCUAUCUCAAUAAGCUACGCUGACAGUUUGUUAGUUUUCUAUAUUUUAAUUAUCGGGUUCUACGAGCGUUCACUGAAGCCGUGAACCGGUUCAUACGCUCACAUUUCUUUAGCUGAAGACAGCAGCACACAGCCUGAUCUACCACGGACUUGUAUAUAGAUGAAAAACAGAUAAAAAUCACAAAAAAAAAAGUUCCUGGCAACAAGAAUAUCUACCAAAUAUUUAAAUGCCAAAUUGUUUUCCUGUUUUGUUUCCCGCCAUGUGAUUUACUGAAAAUGUUUUCAAUACUAACUCCUCUCAUUGACCUCCAGUAGAUCAACGUGUUCCUUUUUUGUAUUAAUUUAACUGUCAAAUUAUUUUAUUGCCUUCCUUCAGGUCGGGGAGUUUCCCCCUUUUUUAUGCUGAUGUGUAUGUGAUUUGAAAAGGUUUAUAUUUACACUAGUUUGAGAUUUUCAGAGGCAAAUAGUUUUGAGACUUUUUAUUUUGUAAGAGUUUCUAUCUUUGAUCUUUUUAGACUUUUGUUGUAUUUAUGUUUUGUUUGUAGAAGGAUGUGUGGAUGGUGUUCAUCUCGUUGUGCCCGUCAGACCCGGCGCCGUUACUAGCUUUUUGUUUGGGAGAUGUGUUGCAGCCAUAACGGAGCCUGCUGAAACAUGUAGUUGCAAAUCAAGGUUGUUUCCACGCAGUAUGAGAAACAUUUCGACUCGUUUUCAAGGCUUUCGCCUCCCGAGAAACAAGAUUAAUCAACACUGCUUCUUGUGGAGGAACUUUAUUACGCUUGGUCACAGAAAGAGUCAGCCUCCCUGUGUCUGUGAUCGCAGUCAAUAAAUAACCUUUGUUGGUAACGGUGCCCCGGUCUGUUUCCUGGGAGCGUUUGUUCUGCUGCUUAAUGUCACAAACACCACAUGUGAAUCACCGUGGAGUGCAGAAGCUAAUGAAUCAUUGGCUUCUGCAGGUUCUGAUUUAUUAUUGGAAAUAAAGCUAUUUUUAUGCACAUUAACAAAA
This is a messenger RNA of Eleginops maclovinus (Patagonian blennie), 3644 nucleotides long. It is a transcript of the gene sdc4, whose product is annotated as syndecan 4. Gene Ontology annotation, cellular component: cell surface; membrane. Lineage: Eukaryota; Metazoa; Chordata; Actinopteri; Perciformes; Eleginopidae. Bases 187 to 861 code for a protein of 224 amino acids. The transcript is spliced from 5 exons. Gene Ontology annotation, biological process: cell migration. The record is from RefSeq and is a predicted model, not a curated record.